AUGGAGGACAUCCCGGAGGAUAACCCAUCAAGCCAGGACGACUCCCAACCGCGUCGUCCGGUCUCAGAACACCGUGAAGCCACAAACCAAGCAAAAAUAGCAAGUACCAUCCACCACGCAGACGAACACGUCACGACGGACCCACAACAUCCCGAGAAAACCAGGGACAAAGCGGCACAAAUCAUCCAGGAUCUUUGUCUCCGGGUCCAAGAACUUGAAGGCAAACUAAACAACAGAGAAAAACACAAUAACGAGCAUGGAAGCCAUGCAACUUCCAGGUCAAAGUCCCACCAAGGCAGAUCGCCAAUUCGGCAACACAAUAGGAGAGAUGAUCGCAGCACCUCACGCAACCGCAGACGCGAGAAAUCACCCGAACGAAGAUACGACAAGAAACACCAUCGCAGCGCUUCUCGGGAUCUAAAUCGUCAACAUGAUUCAGAUGAAGACCGGAGAUACCGAAGCACCAAACGCACGAGAAGCGACCAUACCAUAAUGGGAGCUACACCCUUCACGGAAGAAAUCUUAAGAGCAAAACUCCCCAGAGGUUUUGACAAACCCACCGACAUGAAGUAUGACGGAACCAAAGACCCUCAAGAGCACCUAACGGCCUUCGAGGCCAGAAUGAACUUAGAAGGAGCAUCCGACGCAGUACGAUGCCGAGCCUUCCCAGUAACCCUUGCCGGCCCAGCGAUCAAAUGGUUCAACGCCCUCCCGAACGGAUCCAUAACUAGCUUCCACGACAUCACAAGAAAAUUCAUGGCCCAGUUCACAACCCGAAUCACCAAGGCCAAACACCCCAUCAGCCUGUUAGGGGUCACACAAAGGCAAGAAGAAUCCACGAGAAAAUACCUCGACCGCUUCAACGACGAAUGCCUGACGGUCGACGGACUCACGGACUCCGUUGCCAGCCUCUGCCUAACUAACGGACUCAUGAAUGAAGACUUUCGCAAACAUCUCACCACCAAACCAGUGUGGACCAUGCACGAAAUCCAGAACGUCGCCAAAGAUUACAUCAACGACGAGGAAGUCAGCCAGGUCAUCGCUGCCAACAAACGGCAGCACGUCGCAACCCAACACAGCAACCCGACUCCCCGUCAUAACGCACCACCCAAAGAGAACCAACGAGACCACCUUAAACCGACCCACCGACCACCAAGAAUAGGAAAAUUCUCCAACUACACUCCCCUAACAGCACCAAUUACGGAGGUAUACCACCAAAUAGCAUAUCGAGGCAUCAUCCCCAGAGCCCGACCACUCAAGGAAAGGACAGGAGGAAACAAAACCCUCUACUGCGACUAUCACCGCGGAUACGGCCACGAAACACAAGAUUGUUACGAUCUUAAAGACGCACUUGAGCAGGCCAUACGGGACGGCAAACUCCCCGAGUUCGUCAAAAUCAUCAGAGAACCAAGGCGCACCGACAGAGACAAAUCACCAGAAAGAGAAGGACGCAACCCAAGAACCCAAAAACCACCCAGGGAAAACACCGAAGAAGAUCCGACCAUCAUAGUGAACGUCAUCACGGGCAAGGACGUGCCAAAUAAGUCAAAACUAACAAUGAAAAAAGACCUCAAGAUAAUGGCCGUCAAAAACCACGACCCAGUCACCUUUGCCGACAGCACGAUAACCUUCCUACCCGAGGACUGCCAGCACGGCACCUCGGCCGGAGAUGCCCCCUUCGUCAUAUCAGCCCGAAUCGGAACAGGACUAGUAAGAAGAAUACUCGUGGACACGGGUGCCGACUCCAACAUCCUCUUCCGAGGAGCCUUCGACAAACUCGGGCUCCGCAACGACAGCCACCAAACGCAUCGCCACGGCGUCACGGGCCUCGGAGAUAACUUCCUCAAACCAGACGGCUCGGUUACUCUCCCCAUCACCAUAGGAACAAGCAACCAGAGAAAGACGAUCCUAUCCGAAUUCGUCGUCCUAAAAGACUCCACAGCCUAUAACGUCAUUCUCGGGAGAAAAACAAUCAACGACUUCUCGGCAGUCAUCUUCACCAAAUACCUUCUCAUGAAAUUCAAAGCCGAAGACGGCACCAUUGGAACUAUUCACGGAGACCGAGAAAUUGCAGCCGAAUGCGACAACAAUAGCUUAGCCCUAAGGAAAAAAUCCCAAGACGCGGCCGGAAUAUUCCUUGCCGACCUAGACGCACGGCUUGAUGGCCAACCUAGACCGGAACCAGAAGGGGACAUGGAAAAACUACAAAUAGGGCCAACCAAAGAUGAAUACACGUUCAUCAACAGAAACCUCCCACACGACCUCAAAGAAGAACUCUCGCAACUUCUGAAACAAAACAGAGACCUAUUCGCAUUCACACCAGCCGAUAUGCCGGGAAUAAGUCCCGACCUGAUGUCUCACCACCUGGCAGUAGACCCCCUAGCCAAACCCGUGGCGCAAAGAAGACGGAAAAUGUCACCAGACCGAGCCGCCGAGGUCCAAAAACAAGUAAAAGCCCUACUCGAAGCCAACUUCAUCCGAGAACUCCCUUACACGACCUGGCUAGCCAACGUCGUACUAGUUAAAAAGUCUAACGGGAAGUGGCGAAUCUUCAUGGACGCAUAUUCCGGCUACAACCAGAUCCCGAUGCACCGACCAGACGAAGAAAAGACAGCAUUCAUCACCCCAGACGGAACCUACUGCUAUAAAGUAAUGCCCUUCGGCUUGAAAAACGCCGGAGCCACCUACCAGCGACUCGUUAACAAGAUAUUUCGCAACUUAACCGGAAACAAAAUAGAAGUCUACAUCGAUGAUAUGCUCGCCAAAACGGAAUCCGGUGAGCAACUAACCGACGAUCUAAAGGUCAUAAUGAACACCUUGCGAAAGCACCAAAUGCGACUCAACCCAACAAAGUGCGCUUUCGGAAUGGAAGCAGGAAAAUUCCUCGGAUUCAUGAUCACACAACGCAGAGUUGAGGCAAACCCGGAAAAAUGCCGUGCCGUCCUCGAGAUGACAAGUCCCAAGAACCUCAAAGAUAUCCAAAAGCUCACCGGCCGACUAACCGCACUAUCCCGGUUCCUCGGAGCCUCGGCACAAAAGGUCCUAACAGAACCUCCAAUCCUCGCAAAACCUCAAACAGGGGAAACACUAUACUUGUACCUCUCCAUAACGGAAGAAACAAUCGCAGCAGCACUCGUCCGGGAAAACGAGAAAAAGGAACAAAAGCCCAUAUACUUCAUAAGCAAGGUGCUACAAGACACGGAAGCCCGUUAUUCACGACUAGAAAAACUGGCUUUCGCACUCCUCUCGGCAUCCCGACGACUACGACAAUACUUCCAGGCCCACCCCAUAACGGUCCGAACCGACCAAACGGUCAAACAAGUAUUACAAAAACCCGACCUAGCAGGAAGAAUGCUAGCAUGGUCCAUCGAGUUAUCCCAAUUCCAGAUCAGGUUCGAGCCCCGAAAUGCCAUCAAAGCACAAGCCUUGACCGACUUCAUCGCCGAAAUGACUCCGACCAAGCUGACACCCGAACCAUGGAAACUGCACGUCGAUGGCUCAUCAAACUCCACUCACGGAGGCGCCGGAAUUAUACUCGAAAACCAAAAUGGGAUCACAAUUGAACAAUCAAUAAGAUACGACUUUCCAGUAUCAAAUAACCAAGCAGAAUACGAGGCCCUUUUGGCAGGCCUAAACCUAGCUCGGGAAGUCGGCGCCAAGGUACUCGAAGUUAACACCGAUUCCCAGGUGGUAUGCUCCCAAAUCAACGGGAGCUACCAAACCCGGGACCCCCUGCUCCAACAAUACCUCAAAAAAGUAAGUGAAACAAAAGAAGGAUUCGAAAAUGUCUCCAUACAUCACGUCCCCAGGGAGCGAAACGCCAGGGCGGAUCUACUUUCCAAGCUAGCCAGCACGAAGUCAGGACACGGCAACAGAUCGCUAAUCCAGGAGGUCGUUAAGUCGCCUUCCGUAUCAACGGAAAUCAACGCACACCUAACAUCCUCAAAUCGGGAAUCUUGGACAUACCCGAUCUUGCAAUAUCUCCGCGACGGAAUCCUACCACCAGAUCCGAAAGAAGAGAGGAAAAUAAAAAGAGAAGCCGCUAACUACACCAUCAUAGCAGGACAGCUAUACAAACGCGGAUUCUCGCAGCCCCUACUUAAAUGUGUAGAACCCGAGGACACGGAAUACAUACUCCGCGAGAUCCACGAAGGCUGCUGCGGUCACCACAUCGGAGGAAAAACGCUAGCCCAAAAAAUCAUCAGGGCCGGCUAUUUCUGGCCCACAAUCAUUCGAGAUUCCAUACAACUCACAAAAAGCUGCGACAAAUGCCAAAAGCAUGCCAAUAUCCACCAAGCCGCCCCACACCAACUCAGCGUUAUAUCGGCUGAACGGCCAUUCGGCAGUUGGGGAAUCGACCUCGUCGGGCCCUUCCCCACGGCACCCGGCCAACUUAGAUAUCUCAUCGUCGCCAUAGAUUACUACACCAAAUGGAUUGAAGCCGAACCCCUGGCCUCCAUCACGGCAACCCAAUGCCGGAAAUUCGUCUGCUCGGUAGAACAUCCCCAAACAAACGGACAGGUGGAAUCCGCCAACAAAGUUAUCGUCAAAGGACUCAAGAAACGACUUGACGAAGCCAAGGGAUUAUGGGCAGACGAGUUGGGAUCAGUCCUAUGGUCAUACCGAACAACACCCCAAACGAGCACGGGAGAAACGCCCUUCCGACUAACAUACGGCGUAGAAGCUGUCAUCCCGGUAGAAAUCGGGGACCCCAGCCCCAGAAAAACGGUUGGAGGUAACGACGAAGAAGCAGAACGAGACCUCAUAGACGAAGCAAGAAGCAUAGCCCACGUCAAAGAAUUAGCACUCAAACAAAGGAUCAGCCUAAGGUAUAAUCACGGCGUCAUCCGACGAGAAUUCGCGGACAACGACCUCGUCCUACGACGAAAAGAUAUCGGCCUCCCGACCCCAGGAGAAGGAAAGCUCGCACCCAACUGGGAAGGACCAUACAGAGUCAAGGCCGUAAUAGGAAAAGGAGCGUAUAAACUCGAACGACUAGACGGCAGCGAAAUACCAAGAACUUGGAACGCAGCCAACCUACGAAGAUACUAUACUUAA
This is a messenger RNA of Arachis stenosperma, 5058 nucleotides long. RefSeq lists its product as uncharacterized. NCBI's taxonomy places the organism in Eukaryota, Viridiplantae, Streptophyta, Magnoliopsida, Fabales, Fabaceae. The transcript is spliced from 4 exons. Bases 1 to 5058 code for a protein of 1685 amino acids. Gene Ontology annotation, biological process: proteolysis. Gene Ontology annotation, molecular function: nucleic acid binding; aspartic-type endopeptidase activity; RNA-DNA hybrid ribonuclease activity. The record is from RefSeq and is a predicted model, not a curated record.